Molecule: messenger RNA, 895 nt
Organism: Phalacrocorax carbo (great cormorant)
Lineage: Eukaryota; Metazoa; Chordata; Aves; Suliformes; Phalacrocoracidae
Source: RefSeq, a predicted model, not a curated record
UCCCCGUCACUACGCAUGCGUCGCACCGUGCGGCUGGCCAACGCCCACGGCACAACGCAUGCGCAUAGGGACGUAGCGGCGUCGGCGCAUGCGCACAGCGGUAGUACGGGCGGGAGCACCGGUGGCGGCGGCGGCAUGCAGGCGGCCUUGGAAAUCACGGCACGUUACUGCCGCAACGAGAUGGACCAGUACGGGCGGUGCGUGGCCGCCAGCCCGGCCUCUUGGCAGCGCGACUGUCACGGGCUCCGCCUCAGCAUGUCCCGUUGCGCCGCCGCUCACCCGAUCGUGCAGCAGAUCCGCCAGGACUGCGCGGAGCCGUUCGCCGCCUUCGAGCAGUGUCUGAAGGAGAACCAAGCCUCCGUCAUGAACUGCAGCGAGCAUGUCAACGCCUUCCUGCUCUGCGCUGACCGGGUGAAGCUCUCCACGUGAGGGGAACCUUGGAAUUAAAAUUCAUCUUCAGGAGUGAAGGAAAAAUCUUUCUGUACUCUGGAGUAUCGUUCCAAUGCUUGGUUGGGUUGGUUUUUCCCCUCUGAAAAACGAAGCGCAGCCCCGCGAUGUGGUUUGCUUGGUUCUGGUCAUGCUACGCUUGUCUCCAGCAGAGAGCUGGAUUCUGACCGGGGUGUCGGAGCGUUCCUGAUCCGUCGGCACUUGUGUGCUGAUAACGCUGGGUUUUGGCUGCUGAGUUGCCUCUAAAAACUUUUUAUCAGUAAAUAAAUCACAGAACUGUGUUGAAGCGACACCAAAGGAUCAGCAGCAGCCUGCAGAUGUGCUUGAAUAAGAACUGAAAGCUUAAAAUCAGCCCCUACCUCUUUUUCUGCGGUCUGUAUUCUUCAAGAGUUCCUUUGAUAAUUAAGCAAAAAAUUUUCCUUCGUCCCAAUAAAAAAAAAACCCAACA